CACAGUAACGGGAGACUUGGAGGUAGUUUAGGCCGUACUUUGUUGAUAGGGUCGAAGAACAGCGAUACUGAUGCCCGCGGAGCACUGGAAAGAGGAAGCCGAAGCCAGCCUUGGUAACUUGUAAAAGCCUAUCGCCAUGGAACUGAGUCUGAACCGGAUGGAUUACCUGCAGGUGGGUGUGACAUCCCAGAAAACCAUGAAGUUGCUCCCUACGUCAGGACGCAAAGCUACACAGAAGGUUGUCACUGGAGACCAUGAUGGUGUUAUUACCUGCUUUGGAAUAAAAAAAGGAGAAGCUAUUCCAAUAUUCAAGACUUUGCCAGGGGAAAAGAUUGCAAGGCUAGAACUGGGAGGUGCUCUUAAUACUCUCCAGGAGAAAAUUUUCGUGGCUGCUGGUUCUGAGGUUCGAGGUUUCACAAAGAAAGGGAAACAGUUUCUUUCCUUUAAUACCAACCUCACUGAGAACAUCAAAGCUAUGUAUAUAUCUGGAUCAGAUCUCUUUCUUGGUGCAAGCUACAUUUAUAACCAUUAUUGUGACUGUAAGGAUCAGCACUACUACCUCUCAGGAGAUAAAAUCAAUGAUGUUCUCUGUCUUCCAGCAGAUAAACUAUCUUGCAUUAUACCUGUAUUAGCAUGUCAAGAUAGAGUUCUUAGAGUUUUGCAGGGUUCAAAUUUGCUGUAUGAAAUGGAAGUCCCAGGUCCACCUGCUGUUCUGGCCUUGAACAGUGGAAAUGGUGGUGACUCUGGUGAAGAAGUUUUGUUUGGGACAUCUGAUGGCAAAAUUGGCUUGGUACAGAUUACUGGUGUUUCUCCAAUAGAAAAGUGGAAAAUUGGAAAUGAGAAAAAAAGAGGUGGCAUAUUAUGUAUGGAUAGUUUUGACAUUUUGGGAGAUGGAGUUAAAGAAUUGCUCAUUGGUAGAGAUGAUGGAAUAUUAGAGAUCUAUAACUUUGAAAAUGCAAAGAGCCCUGUUCUCAAAUACGAAUAUGCUUUGUCAGAGAGUGUCACUUCCAUCCAAGGUGGCUGUGUUGGAAAAGAGGGCUAUGAUGAGAUUGUAACGACAACAUAUUCAGGAUGGGUAUCUGGAUUAACUACAGAACCUAUUCACAGAGAAUGUGGAUCAGGGGAUGGAUUAAAGAUGACUCAUGAAAUGCAGAACAAAGUUUUGUCCUUAAGGAAUGAAUUGGAACAGUUACAGAUGAAAGUACUUCAAGAACGUGAAAAAUACCAGCAGUCAUCUCAGUCCAGCACUGCUAUUUCAGCAGUCCCAACAUUCAGUGUAAAUGAUAAGUUUACAUUAAACAAAGAUGAUGCCAGUUACAGCCUUGUUUUAGAGGUCCAGGCAGCAAUUGAUACUGUCUUGCUACAGUGUGAUGUUCCUAUAGACCUAAAGGAUGUGGAUAAAAAUUCAGCUGUCGUUAGUGUUAUUGACUGUGAAUCUGAGCCAAAUGGUAACUUCCUCCUUGCUACUUAUCGGUGUCAAGUAAAUACUACACGACUGGAACUUAAGAUUCUGUCAAUUGAAGGUCGCUAUGGAACUCUGCAAGCAUAUGUAACGCCAAGAGUUCAACCCAAAACCUGUCAAGUUCGGCAGUAUCAGAUUAAGCCUCUUUCGCUUCAUCAGAGGACACACUGCCUUGACCGUGAUAGACCUAUGAAUACAUUGACCCUCAAAGGACAAUUCAGUUUUGCCGAAGUUCAUUCCUGGAUUGUAUUUUGUUUGCCUGAAGUUCCUGAAAAGACACCAGUGGGGGAGAGUGUCAGCUUCUACUUUCAGAACACUUUUUUGGAUACACAGCUUGAAUGUACUUACCGGAAAGGUGAGGGCUAUUUCAAAUCUGACAAUAUAUCCACAAUAUCCAUUCUCAAGGAUGUGCUCUCCAAAGAAGCCACUAAAAGGAAAAUUAACCUCAAUAUAUCAUGUGAUAUAAAUGAAGCAUCUGUGAAUCACACCUUAAAGCUUAUCCAUCCAAAAUUAGAGUACCAACUGAUGUUGGCUAAAAAAGUUGAACUAAUAGAUGCUUUAAAAGAGUUGCAGGCUCAUGAAGGUAACAUGGAUUUCCUGAUUCCAGAAUACCGCAGUAUUUUGGAAGAGGCAGAUCAGUUGCUCAAAGAACACAAGAAACAGCCAACAUCCCUUGAAAGACUUUAUGGUAUGAUUACUGAUUUAUUCAUAGACAAAUUUAAGUUCAAAGGUACAAAUGUAAAAACCAAAGUUCCUCUACUCCUGGAAAUUUUGGGAAGCUAUGACCAAAAUACAUUGCUUGCAUUUUUUGAUAGUGCUAUCUGAACUAGAAGAACUGAAAAAGCAGUGAACAAUUUUUUAAGAGAAGAUACCAAGAUGUAGACAAAGAAAACUGGUGUUUCAUUUACCUAGUUUUAAAUAUAUAUCACAGUGCUUUUAUUUCUAUUGUACAUAUUUGAGAGAAUCUUGUUAUAUUUAUUAGUCACUGUUUUUAAAAAUUGGGUAUGACAAUUUUCAGAAACCUUUUAUAUGAAAAUGCAAUUAUUUUUGCUCAGCUGUGUUCUGUGAUACCACAAUUUAUACAUAGACUAGAUACAGUAGGUAUGUAGGUAGGUAGAUAGAUAAUUCUAAACUGCCAGUUGCCAUCAUGGGGCUUGAGGAGCCCAUUACACAUUUUUUAAUAUCAGGAUUCCUUCUUUGGAGUAAAUGGAGUGACAUAUAGAGUGGCUGUUCUGCUCCCAUGCCCUCCCCCAAAUUGGAUUAACUCUGGAUUACUUUCCAUGGUUGGGAGUGAAGAGUAUAGGAAUCAGGCUGAGAAAUGAUUGGGUUGUGAUGGAGAACAGCAACCCUUUGGGGAAGGAAGCCUGGUGAUGGUUGUAAGUGCAGAGAUGAUUGAGAUGGUGAAGAGAAAUAGUAUGUGCAGAAAAAUAGAGUUGUAAAGAAGAAUGUGAAGGUGGACAAGAAGAAGGAAGGAAGAAUAUGGAAGGGAAAUUGAAUGAAGGAGCACAUUAGAGACAAGAAGAAUGAUAAAAUGGUGAUAUGCAGCAUGGUUGGUGAGAAUGUGAGAAUAUCUGGAGAAGUAUAUAGAUGAAAAAAAAUUCAAAUGGACAAUUUUUGUAUGAGACUGGAGGAAAAGUUGAUGGAGAUGGCAGCGUAUACAUUGGACAAGUAGUAUAAGACAAGCAGUGGAAAGCAGUGACUUGCUGCUUCUGCUGCCACUGCCAGCAAUUUGCUGUUAAAUACUGAGGCUCUUGUAAGGGAUUUUGCUGAGAGAUUAGAGAAUCUGGCAUGUGUGAUUACUGUUGACAGGCCCUUGGUUGUUCCCUCCAGGAACAUCCAAGAAAGGGGGUUAGUGAGGAAAAGUAGUAGGCUUCUCACUCUUCCGGUAAGAGACAGAACUGAGAGGGAAUAGCCUAACCCCAUCCUGGAGUAAGAAUGGCCUUUGUGAAAGGAAAGACAGGGAAAGGUUGAGACUGUUGGGCUAGAUGAAUUCUAGUUGAGUGUUAGGGAUAUUUUAUUCCAUUUUGUUGGCUAGCAGAGCAGUAUUAGCUGGAUUGCCUAUACCAGCUUAAGGCAAUGGGGAGAGUAGGCACUACAGCUCAAGGCUUGGCAGAUGGAGAUCAGACAUUUAGAUAUGUCAUUUAGGUGGGAGAGUGGGAAGCAGAUUUUAACAGUGACCAGCAGAGGAAGAUAUAAGGGUAGGUGCUGGGCUGGUUGUUUCAGGAGAAGCAUAAUGGGCACUUUGGUGCCAGUCCCCUAUUCUAGCCCAGUAGUGUUUUUUAUUCCUCCAAGGUUCUGUACCCACUGGACACUGUGGCCUCAUGCUGUUGCUAAGUGCCAGAUUUAUUUGUAAUAUGAUUGUUACAAAUCAUAUUCCUCCAUGAUUUGAUGCUGGGGUCAGAGGCAGCUCAGAAGUUCUCCUCAAAUUAUGAGUUUGUUUUAACUCUUAUCCAUGUAAGUGAGCACAUACUGGAUCUAGUUUUUACCUUGAAGCAACUGGAGCAUGAUCUGAAGGUAGAAGAGAGAGUUAUUUGUCCUUUGUCACUGUCAGAUGACUUCCUGGUCAGCCUGAGGUUAGUCACUACAGUUGGCCUCUGCAUGGGUGGGGAUGAAUUAAGAGAUCCACCCCAGAGACUUGAUGGUGGUUGGGAAGUUUCUGAUGGGCAGUUUUUCUACCACCCUGGUUAAUUUCUGUAAUAAGGAGGCUGCUAGGGCAUUGAAUAGGAUUGCAGUCUUGCAGCCUGUUCCUGACCAUUGGCUCUAGAGGGGUUGCUCUCUCCCAAAAGGAGUACAUUGCAACUUGGGAAAGCUGCUAGAUUGGCAGCUUCUCCUAAACCAGCAGGUAGUAGCUGUGGCUAGGGAUACCUUGCCCCGUUUUAGCUGGUUUGCCAUUUCGUUCUUUUUGGGAGGAUUACUGUAAUGCAUUCUACCUACGGCUGCCCUUGAGUACUACCCAGAAUCUGCAGUAGAUAAAAAAGUAGCAGUCUGCAUGUUGUUAUGUGUAAGCUGAUUUGGCAAUGUUUGUGGGCACUGCACUGGUUUUAGUAGGUUUCAGAGUAUAAUUCAAAGUGCUGGCUUUACCUUAUAUUGCUCUACAGGGUAAAGGUUCAGGAUGCCUGCCACACCAUCUCCUCCAAAUUGACUUUGUCUGGCUUCUCCAGUCUGCUUGAGAAGGGAUGUUACAGACUCCCUUAGUAUGCGAGGUGAAGGAAGGGGGUGGGAGCCCAAAAGCAAUGCUUCUCUGUUACUGCCCCAGCCCUCUAGGAUAUGUUCCUGCAUGAGAUCUGGCUAAUCCUGUUUUAGUCACCUUUUGGAAGGUAGUUAAAACAGCUUUUCAGAUAGGCCUUCAGGCUAAUAACCAUGCAGUGCUUCUGAUCCAAUUGGCUGUGAAUCAUUUUAAAUUUUAUUGGUGUUUUUAAAGAGUUACGAUAUUUAUGGCUUCUAUUUUUAUUUGAUUUGUAAACCGCAUACAGAUGUGUAAUUGUGAUGGUAUAAAAAUACUGGAAAUAAAUAAAUCAGUAUCAGCUGCAAAUAGCUUUAGAAAACUGGGCAGUAACUUUGCAUUUUAAAGCCUAUCCUAGAAAUAUAAGAAAAUACUAAGGAAGAUAAAUCAAGUAGGAAAGUAACAUAUGAGCUUUAGAAUGAACCUGGCAUAAACACUGGGCGGAAAAAAAUGUAAAGGAUACCUAUGCCUCCAAUGUAGAUAAAGAAUUGGAAAAGGGGAAUCCACCUGGGACACAUUCUGUAAAAUUCAAGAGGUACGAAUGACAACUCUUGAGAAACAUUUCAGAGGCAGCAGGUAAUUUUGUACAAUAGCUGUUUUGCUUCCAGAAGUUUAUUUUGCUGAAAAAAUUCCUUUGCUAUUUAAAAAAGAUUUGCUAUUGCAAUUUCCCCCACCAUCCUCCCUUAAGGUAUACUUGUACUGUAUUUGAAUUGCACUUGUAAGCUGUUUUGCUAACUACUACUGUAGUCUUUGAAGAAGUUUAAGGGGCUAGUGUUCUUAAGUGGUAAGUCCUGAAAAACAAAUUAGGCUGAGAGGUUUUUUUAUUGAAUGUAUAUUCUACCAGCAUUGGUACUGAGAGCUGACCCAGCGAGUCUACAGUACAUGAUUUAAGUUCAACCUCUAAUGUAAGAAUAGUAUAGCAAACAGAAUAUGAUUGGAAUCCCAACUACUAAAUACAUGCUCAUGAAAAUUCUGUCAGUUGCAAGUUUGUACCUAGUGAAUAGAAUCUGCC
Molecule: messenger RNA, 5697 nt
Organism: Candoia aspera
Lineage: Eukaryota; Metazoa; Chordata; Lepidosauria; Squamata; Candoiidae
Gene: BBS7
Product: Bardet-Biedl syndrome 7
Exons: 20
Coding region: 137-2287 (716 amino acids)
Biological process (GO): intracellular transport; non-motile cilium assembly; intracellular protein localization
Cellular component (GO): BBSome; neuron projection; membrane
Molecular function (GO): protein binding
Source: RefSeq, a predicted model, not a curated record